AUUCGCCAGCUGAAGAAACGGCCUGGGUUGAUGGUUUCACUCGGAGCUAGAGGUGGGAACUCCCAGGGGGCCGAGCCAGGCCGAGCAUCAGAGGACAUCGCUUCAGCAAAACAAGAUUCUCUGAAGGUGCUGUUUGCCUGUUACCUUUGAGAGUAAUCAUAACCAAAAAGAGAAGGGUCCGCUGUGAGGUCUGGGGUAUCCGUGGCCUCCCUUUACAACCUUCUCUAAGCGAUAUUCUUGGUGGUACCCACAAGCAUCUUCGUGAAUGGACAUAGAUGUCCUAAGUCUUGGAGCCACCCCAGCCAAACGCUCCAGCACGUGCUCCCUCUUGGGACCUCUCCCGCUCUUGGUAGGAUGGACCAGGAUUCACCAGACGGGCUGCUCUUCAAAGACCACGAUUUCUCCUCCGACUUGUUGAGACAGCUCAAUGUCUUAAGACAAAACAGGAUCCUGACUGAUGUGAGCAUCUGUGCUGGGGCCUGGGAGGCCCCCUGCCACCGCAACGUGCUGGCCUGUAGCAGCCCCUACUUCAGGGCCAUGUUCUGCAACAACUUCCGAGAGAGCCGAGAGGCCAAAGUGCAACUGAAAGGCAUCGACUCGACGACUCUGGACCGGAUGGUCCUGUAUGUGUAUACGGGGGAGGUGCACAUCACAGCAGAGAACGUUCUGCCCUUGAUGGAGGCGGCCUCCAUGCUGCAGUACCCCAAGCUGUUUGAGGCCUGCUCCUCCUACCUCCAGGGCCAGCUGACCCCCAGCAACUGCCUGGGCAUGAUCAGACUCUCAGAAAUCUUAAGUUGUGAGACCCUCAAGAAGAAAGCCAGGGAGGUGGCCCUGACCUAUUUCCCAGAGGUGGCCGCAUCGGCUGACCUGAAGGAGCUCUGUGCCUUGGAGCUGCGAGACUACCUCGGAGAUGAUGGGCUGUGUGGGGAGGAGGAAAAGGUGUUUGAGGCCCUUAUGGUUUGGAUCAAGCAUGACCUCCAGGCCCGUAAACGAUACAUGCAGGAGCUGUUCAAGCAGGUCAGGCUUCAGUACAUCCACCCGGCCUUCUUCCACCACUUCAUCGCCAACGACGCCCUCCUUCAGUCCUCACCCUCAUGCCAGACCAUCCUGGAGAUAGCCAAGAGGCAGAUGUUUUCUUUGUACAGCACCACCAGUGCCCCAGACCUCCAACCUCCGUGGCAUGUCCCCCCAAGAAACUCUUACCAAGAUUUCCUCAUGCUCCUGGGUGGAAGGAAGGACAACCAGCAAACCACCAGGGAUGUUCUGCUAUACAACCCACAGACCGACCAAUGGCAGAGCCUCGCCAAACUCCCGACCCGGCUGUACAAGGCCUCAGCAGUCACCUUGCACCGCAGCACCGUCUAUGUGCUGGGAGGCAUGGCUGUUGGCGUAGGGAAGAGCGUGCUCAGUCGCAAAGUCUACAUCUUCUCCCUGAAAUUCAAUCAUUGGAGGCUGGGGCAGCCCAUGCUGGCGGCCCGCUACUCCCACAGGAGCACUGCCCAUAAGAACUUCAUCUUCUCCAUAGGGGGCGUUGGAGAAGGCCAGGAGGUCAUGAGCUCCAUGGAGAGAUAUGACAGCAUCAGCAACAUCUGGGAGAGUAUGGCCAGCAUGCCAGUGGGGGUUCUCCACCCUGCAGUCGCUGUGAAAGACCAAAGACUCUACCUUUUUGGGGGAGAGGACAUCAUGCAGAACCCUGUGCGUCUUAUCCAGGUUUAUCACAUUUCCAGAAACACGUGGUUCAAGAUGGAGACGAGAAUGAUCAAGAACGUGUGCGCCCCCGCCGUGCUGCUCGGGGAGCGGAUUGUCAUCGUGGGAGGUUACACAAGGAGGAUUCUUGCUUACGACCCUCAGUCCAACAAAUUUGUCAAGUGUGCAGACAUGAGAGACCGGAGGAUGCACCACGGGGCCACAGUGAUGGGGAACAAGCUGUAUGUGACGGGCGGGCGGCGGCUGACCACGGACUGCAACAUCGAGGACUCGGCCUCCUUUGACUGCUACGACCCCCAGACGGACACCUGGACGUCCCAGGGACAGCUGCCUCACAAACUCUUUGACCAUGCCUGCCUCACCCUCCAGUGCAUACCCUAUACUUCCCCCUUUCCAUGAGGUCGACGAGAAACUGUCUGUCUUAGUCAAGAUGCUCUUGUGGCAAGAGACAGAACCCAACUCCAAAAAGCUUAACCCUAAAAUGGUGCAGGGAUUGCUCACAGGACUGAAAAGGCCUGGAGGCAUAUUGUUGGCAGAACUCUCUUUGCCUCUCUUUCUCUCUCUUCUUCUCUCUCUCUCCCCCUCCCUCCUUCUCUACCUCAUUUCUAUUAGGCUUCAUUCUACAAACAAGCUUCUUUAUCCACAUGAUGUAAGGACAAUGGCAACCGAUAAACUCAGACUCACAUUCUCCAGCUUUGCGUCUGCAGGAGAGAAUUUUACCACUAUCCUUAUGUUAACCCUAAAAAAUGAUGCUCCCUAGCCCUUUUUGAAUUCCAUGCCUACCUCUUGCGCCAAUCACUGUCUCCAGGCAUUGUACCACUGCAAUUGGCUAGUCCUGGAUCAUGUCCUUACAGGCAGAGGUGGCAUUAGCUAUGGUCCUUGACAAUUUAUCCAAACUGCACGCAAUGGGCUAGAAGUGCCUCCUCAAAGGAAGAAAUGCUGGGCUGACAAAAAUCACAUCUGCCCAGAAAAUCAUGGAAAUUUGGCACGAGAGGGCAAAGAGACCCAAAAAGGUCCCUGGAAGCCCUUGGUCCAGGUGGCAGCAUGAGCAACGGGCCAUGCGUGUGUUCUCUGCAUUCUACGGAUGCAGCACACUGGGAUUCCAGAUAAGUAUGCGCAAGUCAGGGUCUAGUGUUUGCAAAAUUAUCUGCACUGCCAGAAUAAAGUUUGCUUCUGGUGCCAGAUGAUGUUUUCCUCCAGCCCUUGGGGAGCUAUAAACCUGUGAAAUUAAUCAGGAUUUUCAUUUUGGUAAAUGUUAUGAGAGUUGCUCCUCUGGGGAAAGCCAACGAAUUCCUUCAGAGCUUACAGCAAUUACUGCCCUCCCGACCUCAGGGCUGACUUUCCCUAUCCAUAGCCCUCUUUAUCGCAAAGUGCCUUCCACCUGGCUCAGCGCCAAGCUCAGGAAUAAGCAGGAGCUGGCAGCCCCUUACAAUCACCUGGGGAGAUGUUUGAAAAAUAGAUCCUCAUACGAGAUGGACAGACGGGGAUUCUCAGAGACGGGGCCCAGAGCUCUGUAUUUUUGAAAAGUGUCCCAGAGCAUCAUACAGUCACGCGUCAAUUAACAAUGGGGAUGUGUUCUGAGAAAUGCGUCAUUAGACGAUUUUGCCAUUGUGCGAACAUCACAGAGCGUAUUCACACAAACCUAGAUGGUAUAGCCUACUACACACCCAGGCUAUGUGGUACUAAUCUUAUAUGCAGUUGUAUAUGCGAUGCGUCAUCCAUGCGGUCCUUCGUCAACUGAAACCUCGUUAUGCGGCACGCAUCAGGCGGAGAAGGACAGCCUGCUUAGGUGUGGGCACUCAAGACCUUCAUGCACUGCUCCCAUUCCUGUCCAUUCCCAUCCUGUCAUGGCUGGCCCUGUCCCAGGCCAGCGACGUAGGCAAAGUCUUCUCCUCUCCAAUGGAAGCGUGUGAGAUGAGUCUUGCUGCCCUGAGCCUGGCACUCUGGCCCCAGAGUGUCCCUGAGCUGAAGCCUUUCUCCCCUCUGGUUUUCCACGUUCAUGUUUGGACUUUUCCUUUCUUCUUAGUUUGUGUUUUUUUGCACUUCGAUUUCUCUAGCUGGGGUCUGAAGCUCUGCGCUGCUCCCCAGACCAUUUGGCAGUGGUCCAGUCACCCCCCCCCCAGAUUGUCAGCCUCUGCUCCUCAUCCUAGAUGCUGUCCCCUUAGCCGUUGGCUGGCCUCUUACUCCAGCCCAUUCUCUUUGAACCUCUCUGUUCAGGCUCUCCAUUCCACCUCUCCCUGAAGCUGUACUUACAUAAAUAACCAGUGACUCCUACAGUGCCCCAUCUGGCUGUCCAUUUUCACUUCCCAUCUCCCUUGACCAGUCAGCAGCGUACUGGACACGGCUGACCCUCCCUCCGUCUUGAAACAACUUUGUCACUCGGCCUUUGGACAACACUCGCUCUUGCUUCCCUUCUUCCUGCAGUUCAUUCUUGCGUCCUUAUUUUCCUGACUAAUAAAUGGUGGUGCACGCCAGG
This is a messenger RNA of Equus caballus (horse), 4183 nucleotides long. RefSeq names its product kelch like family member 38 (gene KLHL38). The record is from RefSeq and is a predicted model, not a curated record. Gene Ontology annotation, molecular function: protein binding. Lineage: Eukaryota; Metazoa; Chordata; Mammalia; Perissodactyla; Equidae.